AUGACUGAUGAUCCUGGCACGUUUAAAUCAAAUGCUUCAUUGUAUUUUCUUAAGAAAUUGAUGGUGGUUAAUGUAACUGCUAGGGCUGUGAAUCCUGCUGAUUUAACCCCAAAUGAUGCUAAAGUCUUUAAUCCUCUUGAUAUAAUCACUGCUCUCUUUCUGUGUUCUGAUGGGUUUGUUCAGCAAGAGUUAGCACUAAAAAUGUCCAUGUGUCAGUUCUCUGUUCCUCUGCUGCUUCCUAACUCUGAUACUAAACAGAUCACCCUCAUGCUGUGGGCCAUGAGAGACAUUGUUAAAAAGUACAGACCUCCAGAUCUUUCAGCAUCAAAGGGCUUCAAAGAAGAAAGAAUCGUUCUUUCUAAGCUUCCAAUGAUCUCAUUUGUGAGACUGGGUGAGUGCUCCUUGUCCAAAUCAGAGAUUCUCAACAAACUUCUUAGUAACCCACAGCAGUACCAUGACACCUUUGUUCAUCACAACAUGGACUGUGGAGACAGUCCAAGAAGAAUAUCUGAUGGACUGACUGAAAUUACCUGGUACCUUCCCUAUGGAAACAAAAACAUGGACAUUUUUAGUGAGCCAGUGGCUAUAGCUAACCUUCGAGGUGACAUUGCUGCACAUGAAACACAAUACUCCUUUUUGUGUCAGACAUCUGCUGCAGUUUUUGUGUUUUUUGAUCAGCUGGAGUCUGAGUGCAAACUGCUGACCAAUAAAACCCACAAAGCAAAGAUCUUCUUGGUGGGAAACCAACAGAGCAAGGACUUUAAUUCAGAUGUUCUAAAGAAAAUAGCAAACAUGCUGAACAACAACAUCAUUAUAAAAACAAAAAAGACCAAUGAUGCAGACUUCCUGAAACGUUUGAGGACAACUGUGAGCAGUGUACUUACCAACCCAGGGUUGAAGAUGUCGAUAGAGCAGAUGGCCGACAUUGCACAUGAACUGGGAAUUUCUAUUGAUGAAGAUUCCCCAGAGUGCCAGACUGGGAAGAAAAAUGCAGAUGCCAUCACUGCAGAGAUUGAAGACACCUUUAAAUUUAAAGAAAAGCAGUUUCCUUUGCAAGGCCAGAUCUGGAAGGAACUGACUUUUUUGGAAAAGGAAGAAUUUCGUCUUCGAAAAAUUGGCUCUGAAGACAUAGAAAACUAUAAAAGUAAUCUUAAAAUGAAAAAAGAAGAGCAGCGUAGGAAGCAGAACUCCCAUGACAUGUCAGAUUUCAUGAAUUGCUUCAUUAGUGCAAUAUCUAGUAAAGAAAGAGGUUAUUUUCUGAAAUGGAUGCAAAUGAACCUCGACAACUUGUCUAGAAUAAAACUUUCCAGCCUCAGGGAGCUUUACAAGGAAAAAUGCAAGGACUCCGAGAACAAAAAUAAGAUUAACGAAAUUGACCAACAACUUUCCAACAGCUCACUGGGAGUUGAGCACUUUUUCCGUGAAAUGGGUCAGAUCUAUGAAGCUUCUCUUUACCUUCCAGAAACAGACCCAUCACGUCAAGAACUGCAACAUUUGCCCAAACUCUGUGCUCAGUUGCUGCUGGAUGGAUUUCCUCUGGAGCUUGUAGAUGGAGAUGCUUCCAACAUACCUCUCAGAUGGGUGAGUGACGUUCUCUCUCAGCUCAAUGACUUGGUGUCUCCAAAGAACAAGAUACUGGUUGUCACAGUUCUUGGAGUUCAGAGCACAGGAAAAUCCACUCUCCUUAACACCAUGUUUGGGGUGCAGUUUGCAGUCAGCAGUGGUCGAUGCACUCGAGGAGCCUUCAUGCUGCUCAUCAAAGUCAGUGAGGACUUCAAAAAAGAUCUGAACUGUGACUUUGUGGUGAUCAUUGACACUGAAGGCUUAAAGUCACCAGAGCUGGCACAGCUGGAUAACAGCCAUGAACAUGACAAUGAGCUGGCAACACUGGUUGUUGGGCUGAGUGACGUCACCAUUAUCAAUAUUGCAAUGGAGAAUUCAACAGAAAUGAAAGACAUCCUGCAGAUAGUGGUGCAUGCUUUCCUCAGGAUGAAGAAGGUCGGCAAAAAGCCUAAAUGUCAGUUUGUUCACCAGAACGUUUCUGAUGUUUCAGCCCAUGAGAAGAACCUACGAGACAGGAAGCUGCUCCUAGAACAGCUGAAUGAGAUGACCCAGGCAGCAGCUAAAAUGGAAAAGAAAGAGGAGAACAAGAACUUCACUGAUGUGAUGGAGUACAAUGUAGAUACUGGGAACUGCUACAUUCCUGGACUCUGGAAUGGAAACCCACCAAUGGCACCAGUCAAUGUGGGAUACAGUGAGACCGUCUAUGAGCUCAAGAAAAAUAUAAUCCAACUGCUGGGAAAGUGUGAGUCAACUUCUAACAACAUCUUGGAGUUCAGAGAGUGGAUAAACAGCCUGUGGACUGCAGUAAAACAUGAAAACUUCAUCUUCAGCUUCAGAAACAGCCUGGUAGCCGAUGCGUACAUGAUGCUCUGCACAGAGUACAACAAAUGGGAGUGGGAGUUCAAAAAAGAAAUGUACACCUGGGUUACAGAUGCAGAGACAAGAAUUUCUAAUUUUGGGACAGUUGCUGCAAAAACUGAAAUAUCUGAGCUGAGAGAAUACCUCACUGAGUUGAAAAGUGAAGCAACUACAGAACUGACCAAGUGGGAGACAAUGAUGCUUGAAAAUCUUAAUAAAUACUUUGAGCAGCCAGAAGGUCAUGUUUAUCUGGUUGAAAGAUACAGAGAGGAUUUCUCAAACAGCAUAAAGAGUCUGAGACGACAAACUGAAAGCUCAGUGUGUGACCAACUCACAGCAGCAGCUGACAUGAAACAGGGACUGAAAGAACUUGACAAAUUCAGAGCCACUUAUAUAAAAGAAAUCGAAAACGCAGUUUGUGCUUUAAUCGAUGAAUGUCGUAAGAAACAAGAGGAGAAGCCCACACUGAACACUUUGCUUCCCUGCAUCGACCAAAGGGUUUAG
Molecule: messenger RNA, 2925 nt
Organism: Fundulus heteroclitus (mummichog)
Lineage: Eukaryota; Metazoa; Chordata; Actinopteri; Cyprinodontiformes; Fundulidae
Product: up-regulator of cell proliferation-like
Exons: 3
Coding region: 1-2925 (974 amino acids)
Molecular function (GO): GTP binding; GTPase activity
Source: RefSeq, a predicted model, not a curated record